AUGGUCGACCUGUACAACGGCUACUGCGCUACUGCCAACGUAGCUGUCGCUGGUGAGACCACCGCCGAGCUCGCGACUUCUACGUCGACGCCGACCGUUGCUGCAACGACAGGCCCGGUAGCGGUGACGACGGGCGCGUCCAGCACCUCUCGAGCAGUGACACCGGCUCAGGUGACGGCCUCAGGCCUUAUCACCGCCACGGCCCCUGCGGCGACACCAGAAGGCGACGACGAGGGGCUGAGCAAGUCGGACAUCCUAGCCAUGGCUGUGGCCCUAGGGAUCGGGAUACCGAGCCUGGUCAUCGGCGUGGCGACGUUGUGCCUGAUGAGGAGGAAGAGGAGGCAGCACGAGGCUGGCGCGAUGGCGGCUGCGCAUGGGGCCAGCGCGGGCGGUCACUUGCUUGGAACGCAGCAGGGCGAUCAGAUGACGGGGAGUCGGUAUGAGAUGAUGCAGGCAGAGGGCCUGAACGCGCCGAGGGUAGUGCAGGGGAGAUAUCAGUAUUGA
Messenger RNA from Coniosporium apollinis CBS 100218, 504 nucleotides. RefSeq lists its product as uncharacterized. NCBI's taxonomy places the organism in Eukaryota, Fungi, Ascomycota, Dothideomycetes. The record is from RefSeq and is a predicted model, not a curated record. The coding region runs from base 1 to 504 and encodes 167 amino acids. The transcript has a single exon.